This is a messenger RNA of Aspergillus terreus NIH2624, 1725 nucleotides long. RefSeq names its product asparagine--tRNA ligase DED81. Gene Ontology annotation, molecular function: asparagine-tRNA ligase activity; ATP binding. Gene Ontology annotation, cellular component: cytoplasm. The coding region runs from base 1 to 1725 and encodes 574 amino acids. Gene Ontology annotation, biological process: asparaginyl-tRNA aminoacylation. The transcript has 2 exons. The record is from RefSeq and is a predicted model, not a curated record. Lineage: Eukaryota; Fungi; Ascomycota; Eurotiomycetes; Eurotiales; Aspergillaceae.
AUGACGUCCAUCUACAUCGACGAGGACGUCGGAAGAGACGACGCCUCCGCCACCGGCUCCGAAUCCGCCCCCUACAAGACCCUCGUCCAUGCGUUCAUGCAACAUCCGCCCGCCGAUGGCGUCCAAUAUUUGACGCGCAAAUCCCAGACCGACCCCGUGGGGGAGAAUGUCGACCCCGCCGCCAAAUUGGAGUGGAAGCCCGCCACCAAGUCCGCCUUGAAGAAGGCCACCAACCUCUACGAACAACGGAAGAAGAAGGCCGCCAAGGAACACGAGCUCGCCAUUCGGGAGAAGCAGGAGGCCGAGAAGCGUCAACAAGUGCUGGAGGAGGCGAAGAAGGUCGUCAUCAAGGAAGACCCUUCUCUCCCCAAGCCCGUGAAGAUCCGUCUGGACGAGACCGAUCCGGCCGUCGUCAAGCUGGGAUCCCCCGAGUCUGAUACCCCGGGAACCCGUGUGCGCGUGCUCGGUCGUAUCCAUCGUCUGCGCGCUCAGAAGGAUGUUAUCUUCAUCACCCUGGCCGACGGCUACGGCUACAUGCAAUGUAUCCUGACCGGUAACCUGACCAAGACCUACGAUGCCAUGACCCUCACGAUCGCGACCUCCAUGGCCAUCCACGGUGAGAUGCGUGCGGUCCCUCCCGGCCAGCACGCCCCUAACAACCGCGAACUCCACGCCGACUUCUUCACCGUCAUUGGCCGCGCCGCCGGUGACAAGGAAGCCAUCACCAACCGUGUCGCCCACGACGCCGACCCCCAGACCCUCUACGACAACCGUCACCUCGUCCUCCGCGGAGAGACGGCGUCGGCCGUCAUGAAGGUGCGCGCCGCCACGCUGCGCGCGUUCCGUCAGACCUUCGAGGAGCACCGCAUGCUGGAGGUCACCCCGCCCGCCAUGGUGCAGACCCAGGUCGAGGGCGGUAGCACCCUGUUCAAGUUCGACUACUACGGCGAGAACGCAUACCUGACCCAAUCGUCCCAGCUCUACCUGGAGACCUGUCUCCCCUCCAUGGGCGACGUCUUCUGUGUGUGCCCCUCCUUCCGCGCCGAAAAGUCCCUGACCCGCCGCCACCUGUCGGAAUACACCCACAUCGAAGCCGAGCUGGACUUCAUCACCUUCAACGACCUCCUGGACCACCUUGAAUCCGUCAUCUGCCGCGUCAUCGACCUGACCCUCGCCGACCCGGCUACCGCCGCCCUCCUGAAGCAGCUCAACCCCGACUUCAAAACCCCCAGCCGCCCCUUCCGCCGCAUGAAGUACUCCGACGCCAUCCAGUGGCUGCGUGAGCACGACAUCCCCAAUGAAGAGGGCAAGCCCCACGAGUUCGGCGACGACAUCGCCGAGGCCGCCGAGCGCAAGAUGACCGACAUGAUCAACCAGCCCAUCUUCCUCACCCACUUCCCCGCCGAGAUCAAGGCCUUCUACAUGAAGAAGGAUGUCGAGGACCGUCGCGUCACCGAGAGUGUCGACGUCCUCAUGCCCGGUGUCGGCGAGAUCGUCGGCGGCAGCAUGAGAAUGGACGACUGGGACGAGCUGAUGGCCGCCUACAAGCACGAGGGCAUGGACCCCUCCCCCUACUACUGGUACACCGACCAGCGCAAGUACGGUACCUCCCCCCACGGUGGCUACGGUCUGGGUCUGGAGCGGUUCCUGGCUUGGUUGUGCGCUCGCUACACUGUGAGAGAAUGCAGCUUGUACCCCCGCUUCACGGGUCGGUGCACGCCUUAG